Molecule: messenger RNA, 2208 nt
Organism: Sitodiplosis mosellana (orange wheat blossom midge)
Lineage: Eukaryota; Metazoa; Arthropoda; Insecta; Diptera; Cecidomyiidae
Gene: sosie
Exons: 5
Coding region: 435-998 (187 amino acids)
Source: RefSeq, a predicted model, not a curated record
UUGCCGUAGACGAAAGAGUUAAUUGCGGUCGACUAAACGCAAAUUGUAAUUUAUAUAAAUAGAUUAUGCAUUGCUGUGAAAUAAAUUCACAGCGAAUAGACGUGGUAAAUACAGUUGAAUUUAUAGUGUGUUGCAAAUAGGUAAUUGCAAAAUUUGCGAAACGAAUUCAAUCAAUAUAAUGGAAGUGAUUGAAUAGUCGGUAUUUGCAUAGCUAAAAAAGAACAGCAAAGCUAUUUAUUUCGAUUAGAAACGUGGACUCUUGUUAAAGAAUAAUAGGUGCUUUUUCAAAACAGUGCGAAGAAAAAUAACGUUUGAGCCCUUGACGGAUUAACUCAAAGACGAACAUUUUCCAAUCAGUGAUUUACAAUAGGAAUAAAGUAAAUUUUCAUUCGCAUAUCGAGAAGAAAAAAAAAAGAAAAAAAAAACCAAUAAAAAUGGAACCACUUAAAAGAUUCACACAAUGCGGGAGUUUGACUAUGCUAUUUGCCGUUUUCAUAGUGUUGUUCGGUGUAAGCUCAACAGCAUUAACUACGUUCGGUAAAAGUCCACAAUCACCACCGCCGCCUCCACCACCGCCCACAGCUAGAGCACGUGAAUGUCAAACACACAAUGAUUGCGGCUCGAUACAACACACCAGCUGCGUGCGUGACGGCGCGGAAAAAACGAUGAGAUGUCUAUGCGGUAAUAACAAAGUACCGCAAAAUGGAGCCUGCAAGGAUACGGUAAAACAAUUACGUCAUCAGUGCACAGACGAUGCGUCAUGCGGCGAUGAGCUGAUUUGUGGACUAGAAAAUCCUAACAAAACGACCGGAUUUACUCGAAAUCCAAGUGCAAUCGUACCACAGAAGAUUUGCUUGUGUGACGAAAGCUCCGGAUUCACGGAAGAUGUCGAAGAUAAUACCUGCAAUGAUUCCGGUCGUCUUAUAGCGGGUAUUUUCAUACCAUUGACAUCACUUAUCCUGGGAGUUGUUGCAUCAAGACGACAAUCGAUAUAUUAAUGCUAAUCGCAGCAUUCGCAAAAUGAAAAAAAGAAACAAGAGAAAAAAUGUUAGCAAUAAAUUUUAUCAACUUAAUCUAUUGUUUUCCAAGCGCUGCUCAGUAUAAUUCAACAACAACAACAACAUCCAAGUACCUUAUUCGAAUACUAUUCCCACUAAAUCACGAACAACUUGAAUCAACAACAACAACAACAACAACAAAAGCAACCACAACAAAUAUAUCGAUAAGAAUUCGAUGAUUAAAUCUUUAUUAUUGCUCACAAUCAAAUUAUUUCUGCGUUAUUACUGAGCUAAGUGCACCGUUUUAAAUCUAGAUUGUACAUUUUAUUAUACUUUGUAUAAAACUUCUAAAAACUGCUGCAUCGCUGAAUUGAAUUUUCGAAAUAAAUUCAAAGUACAUAAAAAUGGUGCGGUGAUAAAGCGUUUAUAGAAUUUGAAGAAAAAACAUAAUCUUUUUUUCGCUUGUGCACCAGUUAAUCAAAGAAGGUAAAAAAAAAGUUAUGGAAGCAACCAAAAAAAAGCGGUUCCAUAGUUACCAUUCCAUAAAAACUUAAGCUUAGAAAUGACAUGACUUUGCGAUUAUAAUAGCUGAUUAUCAGUGAUUCAAUUUCACUUUGCCAUCGUACUUGAACCAGGACUAGAUUAAGUUUCACACUUUAUGACACAAUCAGUUGAAAUUUACCCAAAUCAAAUGAACAUCGUUAGCAAAACAUUUGCACAAUAUUGUAGACAAUUAAAUUCCAACUUAAUCUCCUAUUUACGAAGGAAGAAAUGCAAAAUUUUGGCAUAAGCACAAGAUUUUUUUCUUCAAUUCACUUGAGCAAGCUACAUUCAAAGCAAAUAAACAUGUAGAAACCAAAAUCAAAGCUUGACGUGAAAAUUCAGUUUGAACAUAUAUUUUAACCAUAAGUGCUAAUGGCUUGCCACAUUUAAGAGUAUAUAUAUCACAUUCAACAUUCUUAAAUAUUUGAAGCUAUCUGAAUCAAUCAGUUGGAAUAAACAAGCGAAUGAAAUGUGCUAUUAAUUGCCAUUGCACAUGAAAUGCAGCCGAGCAGUUUAUCAAAAUGGAACGUAAAGAAAUUAUCCCAUAAGUUAAAAUUCAAUUGUGCACUUAUAAAUUCAUAAUGAUUUCUGUAAAACACAAAUCAAUUGCAUAUGGUAUAGUGUGAAUAAAAACUUUUUUGUCAUUUAUCUUAUUUAAACCAAUAAA